GUUCCUCCACUGGCUGCUCUAACUUUGGUUUCAUCGCCACUUGACCACGUACACAUUUCCUCCGGCGAUCCCAAAGCCAUAACUUGAGAUAUUCACUAUCUUGUUCUUUCAUCUUUAUAAAUAUCGAAUCUGUUGCUUGCUUGCAUUUCUGGCUAUAAUUUUGCGAUUUCGUUCUGCUUCUGGGAUUUUCUGUGUGCGGAGACCUCCCGGAGCUUUCAUGGCGGCUAUUACCAGUUCGAAUGCUCUUGCUUUUAGUAAGGUUGGGAUUUUUGGUAAAUUUGAAGGAGGCGCUGGUCGGAGAGCCGGUUCUGUUCAGCAAUGGCUCCCGAUUAGCGGUGGAGCUGGAUCGAAUCAGCUUCGAGGUCGAUUUGGCAUCCAGUUAAGAUCGAAGACUUCUUUUGCUUCUACUGGAAUAAAAGCUCAGGUUGCUACAGCGGAACAGGCAAGCAUUAAGGAAAUCCAACAAGUGGAAGCGCCUGUGGCUAUUGUGACUGGAGCCUCGAGAGGAAUCGGAAGAGCUAUCGCAUUGAGCUUAGGAAAGGCGGGUUGUAAGGUCCUGGUUAAUUAUGCUAGAUCGUCAAAGGAGGCUGAGGAAGUUUCCAAAGAGAUUGAGGGUUUUGGGGGGCAGGCUCUUACUUUUGGUGGAGAUGUGUCAAAGGAGGCUGAUGUGGAUUCAAUGAUUAAGACAGCGAUGGAUGCUUGGGGAACCGUUGAUAUAUUGAUCAACAAUGCAGGAAUCACUCGCGAUGGUUUGAUGAUGAGAAUGAAGACAUCUCAAUGGCAGGAGGUGAUUGAUCUGAAUCUUACCGGUGUUUAUCUUUGCACUCAGGCAGCAUCCAAAGUUAUGAUGAAAAAGAAGAAGGGAAGAAUAAUCAAUAUAUCAUCAGUUGUUGGCCUUGUUGGAAAUGCGGGCCAAGCGAACUACAGUGCCGCAAAGGCAGGAGUGAUUGGUCUGACAAAGGCCGUUGCCAAGGAAUAUGCAAGCAGAAACAUCAACGUUAAUGCUGUUGCUCCUGGGUUUAUUGCGUCCGACAUGACUGCCAAGCUUGGGCCAGAGAUUGAGAAGAAAAUUAUGGAUUCUAUCCCCAUGGCAAGAUAUGGCCAACCCGAAGAAGUUGCUGGACUUGUUGAAUUCUUGGCUCUUAACCCUGCAGCUAGUUACAUUACAGGACAGGUUUUCACCAUCGAUGGCGGGAUGGUUAUGUAGGUCAGUUGUCAUUUGCUCAUAUAAUUUGGUUUUUGAUUUUAUUGUCAAACGAUACGUGUUGCUUUCUGCCACUUUCUGUCUUUUAACACCAGAUUUUGUUGAAGCCUUUCGAGUUGCAAUUAUGAUUUAUAAUUACAAUUUCAAUUUCUAAGAAAUUUCUCUA
Molecule: messenger RNA, 1370 nt
Organism: Cucurbita pepo subsp. pepo (vegetable marrow)
Lineage: Eukaryota; Viridiplantae; Streptophyta; Magnoliopsida; Cucurbitales; Cucurbitaceae
Product: 3-oxoacyl-[acyl-carrier-protein] reductase 4
Biological process (GO): fatty acid biosynthetic process
Molecular function (GO): 3-oxoacyl-[acyl-carrier-protein] reductase (NADPH) activity; NAD binding
Source: RefSeq, a predicted model, not a curated record